CAAACAGUGGGACAUCGAAAAGCACUCUACCGACUAGUACGAGUGGUGAAGGAGAAAGCGAUCCGGAAACCGAAGGCGAAAGCCAUCGCCCACUAUGUCAGUGAGCCUACACGAUGGACAUACCCGGAUUCUGAGAUCGACGACCCAAUUUAUAUUCGCGACAACGAGAGCCAAUCCGACUUUGAGCCACUUCCCAGAGUCGAUUCCGAUUAUCGGCUCGCUGUGGACACACGCAUCGAAGAGCACUUCAUCGGAAUUAAAACCAGUGACGAGGCUGCUGCAUUAGUGAAAGCUGAUGACUUUGCACUUUACUACAGAAAAGAUAAGAACAACGAUGUAGGAGCAGCUAUUCAGCUUCACCUGGUGCACAGGAACACAAUAGAUGAGGUGUUUCACUUCCCCGUAUUGCGAUGUUGUGAGGAAAAUGGCUCAAAGUGGUGGUAUGUGCAGAUUGGUAACAAUAAAAUGCAAUCGGUAAGUUACACU
This is a messenger RNA of Cooperia oncophora, 486 nucleotides long. NCBI's taxonomy places the organism in Eukaryota, Metazoa, Nematoda, Chromadorea, Rhabditida, Trichostrongylidae. The record is from the annotation of a GenBank genome assembly.